Molecule: messenger RNA, 825 nt
Organism: Lodderomyces elongisporus
Lineage: Eukaryota; Fungi; Ascomycota; Pichiomycetes; Serinales; Debaryomycetaceae
Gene: CRG1
Product: Crg1p
Exons: 1
Coding region: 1-825 (274 amino acids)
Molecular function (GO): methyltransferase activity
Source: RefSeq, a predicted model, not a curated record
AUGGUUGAACAAGCAUACUACGAAAAGGGAUUCCAAAAGAGUGUUUCAGAUACCCAUUCAUGGCGCACUGUUGCCAACUCAUCAAAGUUUGUUCUUGACGUUCUCCAACCUAAUUAUAAAGUCCUUGAUGUCGGCUGUGGCCCUGGCUCGAUCACCAUUGACUUUGCGCAAAACUAUUUAACUAAUGGUGGAUCCAUAAUUGGAAUUGAACCAACACACGAAUUGAUCGAUCUCGCAAAUGAAAACAAAAACAAAACAGCACCCGACUUGACCAACAUUACAUUUCAAGAAGGUUCAAUUUAUAAAAUCCCUUUUGACGAUAACACUUUUGAUUUGGUUCAUGCUCAUCAAGUGGUUAUCCAUUUGGAGAACCCAGUGAACGCGUUGAAGGAACUUCAACGAGUGACAAAGCCGGGUGGGUUUGUUUGUGUUAAAGAUGCGGACUUGGAAUCAAUCAUUGCAUCGCCUGAGAAGUAUGAUAUUCUUAAACAAUACUACGUUCUUAAGGCAAAGAAUGCGUUAUCUACCGAUAUCCGUGCUGGAAGGACAUUGAGAGAAAAAGCAAUCAACGCAGGUUAUAAACCGGACAAUAUUACUACUACGAUGUCCCAUUGGCUAAUGUGCGAUGACAGAAACAGUAAACUCCAAUGGGCCGAGUUGGCUAAGAAUAGAAUCUUAAAUGGUGGAGAAGUCGUAUUCCCCGAAGAUGCAAAAAAGAAUGACGAAAUGAAAGCGCAAAUGGUGGAAAAAUGGGACGAAUGGAAACAAGAUGAAAACUCUCUUUUGGAAAUGACACAUUUCGAAAUUAUAUAUAAGAAAAGUUGA